UCGAUGUUGCUGAUAAGCAAUGAUCCCUUUAAAAGGCUGCGCCCCUAGGUCUGUCUGAUCAGAGACACACACAGAGAGAGGAGAACCUGCCUGAAUCUCUCUUUGCCUACAUCAAUGUCUACUGUCUGGGGUUUCCCGGAGCUAGCCCAUCGCCGGCUAGCCCGCUACAGGACGGGGCGAACGGCCAGCUGGCUCCUGCUCCUAACCCAGCUGAGCCUGGUUUGGGGGUCGGCAGCACAGCCGCUCGCAUCCCCGGACUCGGGCCCACACUUAGACUCGGGCUGGGAGCAGACGAUCCGCUUUCUGUACCUGUACACCGAGCACAGCAAGGGAGGCGCCAGCAGCUGGCAUUUACAGAUUAACCAGGACGGCACAGUGGGCGGCAGCGGGGAGCGGAGCCUAUACAGUCUCCUGGAGAUGAGGGCGGUAGCCCCGGGCGUAGUGGCCAUCAAAGGCUACCUGAGCGGCCGCUACCUGUGCAUGGAGAGGGACGGCAGGCUACUCGGAUCGCUGACCUACAAUGAAGCUGACUGCUCAUUUAAGGAGCGCUUGUUGUCUGGCACCUACAAUUUGUAUUGGUCGGAAAAGUACGGAGCUGCUGUGUCCCUGAGCAACAGGAGGCAGCGAGGCCACACAAGAGGCAGAGCAUUCCCUCCCUUGUCUCAGUUCCUGCCCAUCCGCAACACACAGCCUCUCCCCCAAGUCCCUGGGGACCAGUCCAGGGACACUCCUGAACUUGACUCACUGCCGUCUUCAGUGAUUCAGGUCAACAGCAUGGACCCCCUGGACUUCACGUACGAAGCCACAUGAACUGGGUGUAUUUCAGACCCAUGACUGCACUGCACUUUUCCUUUGGACUGAAUUGCUUUGUCCUCAGUUGUCCUGCUGUGUUGAAGAGGUGACAGACAGUGUUUGAUUGUGAGGACUCUCUUCGUCACUCUCGAGAUUAAAAAGAAACAGUUUGAGUGUCACCUUGAAUGAAUUGAUUCUUAUUAUAAAUAUGUAACUGCGAAGCAGGUGAAUUAUUGACUGAUUGUAGAUAGAGCAACAUUAGAGGCAAUGUUAUAGACUUGUGUAAAAUGCAACUCCACUGAGAGAACGGAUGCAGAGCAUAGGAACCCUGAUGUAUUAUAGAAAAUAGAAGGUUCAGGGUAAAACCAGAUGAAACAUGGAGAAAGUAGCAUUAACCUUAUUGUAAGAUUUAGGAUACAAGGUAAAUAGUAUAAAUCCCCAUUCUAUUGAGAAUAGAGGGAUCUGUGUAUAUCCUUAUCAUGAGAUGCAGGACAAAAGAAACUAAGUAGGAAGAACAAUUAUAGGUUCAGUUGAACAGGAAGGGUUUAGAGGGACAUGAGCCAAAUGCUGGUAAAUGGGACUAGAUUAAUUUAGGAUAUCUGGUCAGCGUGGAUGAGUUGGACCAAAGGGCCUGUUUUGAUUUUUCCAUCUCUAUGACUCUUGUCUCCUAUAUGAGAGGAUAGAAUGCAGUUUAAACUAUCUUUAUUUAAGAAAGAAGUUUGGAGAUAGAGAUUUGAAUUACACCUGAGGAGCUAGGGUCCAGUUAAAACCUUUAUAGGAAGAGGAUUUGGAAGCAAAAUUUAACAUUUUUCAACUAAUUGCUGAGCUCGAUUUAAAUUGUGUCCUGCUUGAGUUGAUGAAGAAGACAAUUUAUGCGCUAUCAGCUCAUUAAGAUGAGGCUUCUGGGGGCUGAUAUUCAGGAUGAAAUGUACAACUCCAGUGCACCAUUGGAAGAGAGGGUUCCAAAUGUUACAGAUCUGGUCCCAUUACUAGGACAAUCACAAAAUAACUCUCGAAACAAAAAAAGUUCAUAAACUGGAACUGUAGUACCAAAUAUGCAUCAAGUAUUUGUUGUUGCAAAAUGUACAAGUUUGUCCUGUUGAAUUUGAAGGAGUUUAGCAUGAAGGAAGUUGAUUGCAAAUUCACAUAAACAAGCACUUGACCAAUUUGAAGGUAUUUAUAAUUAACUUAUUGCAUACAGUGGUUCCUUCUAUUUUGCUAUUAUAUUUAUGUACAUAUAUUUAUACAAUUUUCCACUUUUUUGUAAUUCAGUUCAAAUGAACCCGUGUUCAUAGAAAGCUAAUUUUUUUCUGUUUGAAUGAUUAAUGAAUUAAAGCAAACAAAUUAUUUGAAGGUAAAUGUUAAGGCUUGAAUGGUAUGUAAUUAAUUGACCAUUUUAGUAGGCAAAAUAUAGCUGGUGUCAACAGAUGAAAUAAAUCUGCCAGGUUUUCAUAGUUUUUAUUU
This is a messenger RNA of Stegostoma tigrinum, 2256 nucleotides long. RefSeq names its product fibroblast growth factor 19 (gene fgf19). Gene Ontology annotation, biological process: positive regulation of protein phosphorylation; fibroblast growth factor receptor signaling pathway; regulation of cell migration. The transcript has 3 exons. Gene Ontology annotation, cellular component: cytoplasm. Bases 115 to 810 code for a protein of 231 amino acids. Lineage: Eukaryota; Metazoa; Chordata; Chondrichthyes; Orectolobiformes; Stegostomatidae. Gene Ontology annotation, molecular function: fibroblast growth factor receptor binding; growth factor activity. The record is from RefSeq and is a predicted model, not a curated record.